Molecule: messenger RNA, 1413 nt
Organism: Zymoseptoria tritici IPO323
Lineage: Eukaryota; Fungi; Ascomycota; Dothideomycetes; Mycosphaerellales; Mycosphaerellaceae
Exons: 2
Coding region: 1-1413 (470 amino acids)
Molecular function (GO): oxidoreductase activity
Source: RefSeq, a predicted model, not a curated record
AUGAAGUACCUACUCUUCUCGGCACUGCAGUGCCUGCUUCUGCCGGCCGCUCUCGCUCAAUGCUCGGAUCAGGGCGAGACUUUUCAGCGUGAUGUGGUGAUUCUCGGUGGUGGUUCCAGUGGAUUGUAUUCAGCUGUUCGCCUACAACAGAUGGGGAAAAGCGUGGCGGUCGUGGAGAAACAGGGUCGACCCGGUGGCAACACCAACACAUACAAAGACGAAGCUACCGGAAAGACUUUCGACUACGGCGUUAAGGUUCUUGUCAACACGUCUUUGGUCUACAACUUCUUCACCAGUCUGGAAAUUCCUCUGGCUCCACUCGGUGCCGUGUCACCUGCGACAAAGACCGUUGCGGCGGACUUUGCACAUGGAGAGCUCGGUCCUCAGUGGCCAGUCGUGAAUGCGAACGACUCUCUCGCUGCUCUCGAAAGGUACAAGGUCCAGCUGGCGAAAUACUCCCCGGAGUUCUUUCGUGGCUACCAUCUUCCUGACCCAGUACCGGAAGACUUGUUGAUACCGUGGGGCGAAUUCCUGGCGAAGUACGACCUUGGACCACUGGCGUAUGAUGGUUUUGGCCAGUUUCAAGGGAUGGGCAAUAUCCUCGCCCAGCCAACUCUAUAUAUGAUGAAGCUUUUCAAUCCAAUGCAGGUGGAGGCGCGGGAAAAGAAGACUAAAGUCUCAGAGGCGAACGGCAACACGCAGGCACUUUGGGAUUCCGCCCAGCGAUACCUAGGCGAGGAGUCUUUGAUUCUCAACUCGAAGGUGACCAGUAUCAAACGUCACAACGACGGCGUCGAGGUCGUGGUCUCAACGCCCACAGGCACCAAGACUAUUCACGCCUCCAUACUCAUAAUCACUGUUCAACCGAAACUCGACUUGCUGAGUCCAUUUCUCGACCUCACAGAUGAAGAGAACCAGCUCUUCGGCCAGUUCAACAACAGCUACUACUCCAACGCCGUGAUCGCCAACACCGGACUUCCCGAAAACACAACCAUUAUCAACUACGACCAGCACGCCACUUACGGAUUGCCUCCACUGCCGGGUAUCUACAGCGUGGAUUACCAGCCAAUUCAAGGCCUCCGCAGUGUACAGCAUUCCAGUCCGAGCCCAGUAACCGACGAAGAGAUCAAAGCUGAUAUUCUUGACUCCGUGGGUCGGGUCCGGAAAGCGCUCAGUCUGCCAAAUCCGGAGGAAGAGACGGAGAUCAUCUGCUUCAACAACCAUUCGCCUUCUGGAUUGGCCGUGUCAGUGGAUGCGAUCAAGGCUGGGUUCUUCAAACGAUAUGUUGCACUUCAGGGUCAGACGAGGACGUUCUGGACUGGUCAGGCGUGGACGUCGGGUAGUUCAAGCACAAUCUGGGACUUCACAGAGGUGGAGGUUCUGCCUGCUGUAAUUUCUGCGCUGGGCGGUUGA